CUCAGCCAGCUUCCAUCCGCUCUCCUCCCCGUCCACCACCACCACCACCAACACAACCACCCCACGUCCACCGCCACACCCACACCCACACCACUCCCUCUCACCCCCCAGCUCUCAGAGCAUCCCUCAACCGCCCAUCCCGCGACCAGGGAUACCCGGUGGCCGCGGCAAUGGCCACGCAAACGGCAGCGGCAGCAGCAGCGAAGAGGCCGCCAUUCCAGAAGAUCCUGGACCCGACCAAGGUCGGAACAUGGCAGGUGGCGCGUCGGCCGCCAAUUGAGCAGGGCAGCGUGAUCCAAGGACGGGUCCGCGACCAGAACUCGAAUGCCUUCAAAGAUCACCAGGUCAAGGAGGGAGUGCGGUUACGCAAGGCCCUGAACGCGAUCACCCACGGCAAGAAUAUCUUUGUCUAUCAUAAUAUCCGCACCAACCAGGUGGUGUAUUCGCUGACACGGUAUUUGGAGGAACACUCCGUCCUCAAACAACUCAUCUACCACGGCAAAAAGACCGUCCCCUCCAGCCUCCGCAAAGACAUGUGGGUACCGUACUACAGCGUCCACUUCAGCGAACCGAAAAUCGGUCUGCGGGCGUACCACCUCCUCCGCGAAUUCUCGAUGCAGCGCCAACUCGCCCCGCCUCGGUCCCUGAUAAGCAUCACGGAGUCAUGGCUGGCGCAAAGACGGCCGCGGGAUCCCAAAGCGGCGGGCGAAUUCGACGAGAAGUACGCCAACAAGAUGGGCUGGCUGAUGGAGAAGAAAGACCGGGCCAGGGCGGUGAUGGACCAGAAGGCGACCAGCGUGGCGGAUAUCUCGGCCGUGUUGGCGAUUCAGGAGCAGGAGGUGGCGGAUGGGUUUGCGGAUGGGAAGAGGGGGUAUUUGACCAAGACGGCGAGACGGAGACGGAGGGAGGCGCGCGCCAAGGAGGAGAAGAAGCGUCUGGAGCAGAGUGAGCGCGUCGAGAAGUUUGCCGAUACCUUGAGUGGGCCCAUGGUCGAGUAUACCAUUCGCGAGGUGCAGGAUACGACCGGCGCCGUGGAGGGCAUGGGCGUCAAGAUUCUCUGGACGGAUGUGCAUAAUGCCCGGUUUGCGAAGAGUUGGCCGGAACGGGUGAGGCAUGGUGAGUUGGAUCUGAGCCGCGAUCAUGUCAUGUCGACUCAGAAGGAUGUUUAUGAUGUGAAGAUUUUGGCGGAUGGCGAGUUCAAGGAGAAGGGUGCUGUUGCUGAGACGAACUAAGGGGCUGGAAGCAGACUGAUGGCUGUACUUUUACGCUGCCGGUGCUGGUGCUCUGAUCCCGGGCUGGGAGAGAUAGAUGAUGGAUGACGAUGGAUGGAGGAUAUACAUACUUGAAAAGAUCGCCUGUUCUCGCAUGAUGCUACUGCUACUGUUAUCUCUGUUAUAAAUUGUAUUUUUAUCUCUACAUAUGUUCGGGUCAUCGUCCUGAUUGUUACAAAUGGCGUUUAGCAGACAGACAACAACACAACACCAGAC
Messenger RNA from Aspergillus heteromorphus CBS 117.55, 1487 nucleotides. Its product is annotated as mitochondrial 54S ribosomal protein mL67. Gene Ontology annotation, biological process: positive regulation of mitochondrial DNA replication; DNA recombination. Gene Ontology annotation, cellular component: mitochondrial large ribosomal subunit; nucleus. Lineage: Eukaryota; Fungi; Ascomycota; Eurotiomycetes; Eurotiales; Aspergillaceae. Bases 171 to 1232 code for a protein of 353 amino acids. The record is from RefSeq and is a predicted model, not a curated record. Gene Ontology annotation, molecular function: DNA strand exchange activity; structural constituent of ribosome; single-stranded DNA binding. The transcript is spliced from 2 exons.